Molecule: messenger RNA, 600 nt
Organism: Cygnus olor (mute swan)
Lineage: Eukaryota; Metazoa; Chordata; Aves; Anseriformes; Anatidae
Product: olfactory receptor 14C36-like
Exons: 2
Coding region: 1-600 (199 amino acids)
Biological process (GO): G protein-coupled receptor signaling pathway
Cellular component (GO): membrane
Molecular function (GO): olfactory receptor activity
Source: RefSeq, a predicted model, not a curated record
AUGGGAUCCAUCUCCACCACUGUCCCCAAAGCCAUGGUCAAUUCCCUGUGGGACACCAGGGCCAUCUCCUAUGCAGGAUUUGCUGCACAGAUCUUACUGCUUCCUUUCUUCAUCACAGCAGAGUGUUGUCUCCUCACCAUCAUGGCCUACGACCGCUACGUGGCCAUCUGCAAUGUUGUGGACCAGCUCUUCUGUGAAAUCCCCCAGAUCCUCAAGCUCUCCUGCUCAGACUCCCACAUGAGAGAAGCUGGGCUUCUUGUGGCUAGUGGAUGUUUAGCCUUUGGGUGUUUUGUUUUCAUUGUGCUGUCCUAUGGGCAGAUCUUCAGGGCCGUGCUGAGGAUCCCCUCUCAGCAGGGACAGCACAAAGUCUUUUCCACGUGCCUCCCUCACUUGGUUGUGGUCUCCUUGUUUGUCAGCACUGGCAUGUUUUCCUACCUGAAGCCCCCCUCCAUCUCCUCCCCAUCCCUGGAUCUGUUUGUGACUGUGCUGUAUGUGGUGGUGCCUCCAGCACUGAACCCCCUCAUCUACGGCAUGAGGAACAAGAUGCUCAACGAAGCUCUGCAGACAAUACUGGAACAAAUGCUAGUUCAAGACCACUAA